Penicillium angulare is the source of this 2499-nucleotide messenger RNA. RefSeq names its product peptide alpha-N-acetyltransferase complex A subunit NAT1. Gene Ontology annotation, molecular function: protein-N-terminal amino-acid acetyltransferase activity; protein binding. Lineage: Eukaryota; Fungi; Ascomycota; Eurotiomycetes; Eurotiales; Aspergillaceae. Gene Ontology annotation, biological process: N-terminal peptidyl-methionine acetylation. The coding region runs from base 1 to 2499 and encodes 832 amino acids. The transcript is spliced from 3 exons. Gene Ontology annotation, cellular component: cytoplasm; NatA complex. The record is from RefSeq and is a predicted model, not a curated record.
AUGCCGCAACCAUUGAACCCCAAGGACCAGUCCUUGUUUCGUCAAGUGGUUCGCAACUUUGAGCUCAAGCAAUACAAGAAAGGCAUCAAAACGGCAGACCAGGUUCUUCGCAAGAACCCUAAACAUGGCGAUACGCAGGCGAUGAAGGCUCUGAUCAUGAGCAAUCUGGGCCAGUCCGAUGAAGCUUUUGCGCUCGCCAAAGAGGCCCUGCGAAAUGACAUGAAGUCACACAUCACCUGGCACGUCUAUGGCCUUCUAUACAGACAGGAGAAGAACUACGAGGAGGCUAUCAAAGCAUAUCGAUUUGCCUUGAGGCUGGAACCUGAGUCAGGCCCUAUCCAGCGGGAUUUGGCUCUCCUUCAGAUGCAGAUGCGUGAUUACCAUGGUUACAUCCAGAGCCGCACAUCUAUGCUCCAGGCCCGCCCGGGCGUCCGACAAAACUGGACAGCGCUUGCGAUCGCUCAUCAUCUGUCCGGAGAUUUGGUGGAGGCAGAGAAGGUUCUUACGACAUUUGAGGACACAUUAAAGGGAACCCCACCAGUCUCGGAUAUGGAGAACUCAGAAGCUAUCUUAUAUAAGAACAGCAUCAUCGCAGAAUCAGGCGAUCUUGAACGGGCUCUCGAGAACCUUGAAAAGGUCGGAUACCGCUGUACUGAUGUUCUUGCUGUUAUGGAGAUGACAGCUGACUACCUUUUGCGCCUUAGUCGCAAGCCCGAAGCUGAGGCUGCAUACGUUGCGCUCCUAGAGCGAAACCCCGAGAACUCAAUCUACUACAAUGGCUUGAUUCAAGCGAAGGGUAUCGCUGAAAAUGACCAUAAGGCAUUGAAGGCUCUUUAUGAUGAAUGGGUUGAGAAGAACCCGCGCGGUGAUGCAGCUCGCCGCAUUCCCCUCGAUUUUCUCGAAGGAGACGACUUUAAGCAGGCAGUCGACGUCUAUCUUCAGCGCAUGCUGAAGAAGGGAGUUCCUUCACUAUUCGUCAACAUCAAGAGCUUGUACGCCAACCCCGCCAAGCGUGAUGUAGUUCAGGCCUUAGUAGAGGGGUACGCCUCUACCGGCUCAGCGCAAGCAAACGGCUCUGCUGAUUCUAAAGAGAAUGAUUUCCUUGUCUCUUCUUAUUACUUUUUGGCCCAACAUUAUAACUACCAGCUCAGCCGCGACCUCACCAAGGCUAUGGAGAACGUCGAGAAGGCCAUUGAACUGUCGCCAAAAUCCGUCGAAUACCAGCUGACGAAGGCACGAACCUGGAAGCACUAUGGAAAUACAGCUAAGGCAGCGGAAGAGAUGGAGAAGGCUCGUCUAUUGGAUGAGAAGGACCGUUACAUAAACUCAAAGGCUGCGAAGUAUCAGCUCCGCAACAACGAGAACGAAAAGGCUCUGGAUAACAUGAGCAAGUUCACCCGUAACGAGACUGUAGGCGGCGCAAUGGGCGAUCUCCAUGAAAUGCAGUGUGUCUGGUAUCUGACAGAGGACGGUGAGGCUUACCUGCGCCAGAAGAAGCUUGCACUGGCACUGAAGCGCCUUCACGCCGUGUACAACAUUUUUGAUGUCUGGCAAGAGGAUCAGUUUGACUUCCACAGCUUCUCUCUGAGGAAGGGUAUGAUUCGUGCUUAUGUGGAUAUGGCCCGUUGGGAGGACCGUUUGCGCGAACACCCCUUCUACACCCGCAUGGCAUUCUCUGCCGUCAAGGCAUACCUUCUUCUCCAUGACCAGCCUGAUCUUGCUUACGGCCCCAUGCCUACAGCCAACGGUGCUGAGGGAUUGGACGAAGAGGAACGGAAGAAGGCUCUCAAGAAGGCCAAGAAGGAGCAGCAGCGUCUGGAGAAGAUUGAGGCUGACAAGCGCGAGGCAAGAAAGGCCGCCGCCGCCAAUGCUAAGAGUAUCGAUGGGGAAGUGAAGAAGGAGGACUCUGAUCCUUUCGGCAACACUCUGGUCCAGACCAAGGAGCCCCUCAAGGAGGCCAUGAAGUUCUUGACACCUCUCCUCGACUUAAGCUCGCAGAACAUCGAGGCACAGAUCCUUGGUUUCGAGGUCUACUCUCGCAGAAACAAGCACGCUCUUGCCGUCAAAUGUCUUUCUGCUGCUCAUGCCAUCGACCCUUCCAACCCUACCCUCCACCUGCAGCUUUUGCGCUUCCGCAAGACCCUCGACACCCUCUCCGAGCCUCUUGACCCCAAGGUCGCUGAAGUUGUCACCUCUGAAUUUGAGAAGCUGCUCCCCAAGGCCCAGAAACUCGAGGAUUUCAAUGAGACUUUCCUGUCUGCCAACAAGAGCAGUGCCGCGCACGUGCAAGCCGCCCUUUCCGGCCGUCAGCUCCUGAACAAGGAAUCAAAGCCCCAAUGCGAGAAGGAUUUGCUGGCCACCCUUGACUCGCCUGAUAUUACUGUCUCUGAAGCCACCUCUGCCCUUGAGCUACUGAGCCUUUGGGACAGUGACAAGACCAGAUACGUGCAAAAGGCCAGCCAGAAGUGGCCUGAGUCUUCUGCUUUCAAGUUAGAUUAG